This is a messenger RNA of Papilio polytes (common Mormon), 2027 nucleotides long. Its product is annotated as CAAX prenyl protease 1 homolog. Gene Ontology annotation, cellular component: endoplasmic reticulum membrane. NCBI's taxonomy places the organism in Eukaryota, Metazoa, Arthropoda, Insecta, Lepidoptera, Papilionidae. The coding region runs from base 206 to 1534 and encodes 442 amino acids. The transcript is spliced from 2 exons. The record is from RefSeq and is a predicted model, not a curated record. Gene Ontology annotation, biological process: CAAX-box protein processing. Gene Ontology annotation, molecular function: metalloendopeptidase activity.
GGCCGAAGAUUGGUCUCUAUUUCAGUAUGUUACAAAGUACUCUGUGAUCGAUUGGAAUCUGAUUGGAAUGGAAAAGGAUUCUUGUUUUCGGCUUUACAAAUAGUUUUCAAUAUUUGCUGAUUUAGUAUUAAAGUCUUGGAAACACAUUAUCUACGUCGUAGUUAUAACCUAUUUAUUAAGUUACAGUUUUUUUUAAUCACACAUCAUGGUUUCGGGUGAAGAUUUAAUUAUUUUUCUUAUUUUAUUAUUUUCUUGGGCAGAGUACUUAUGGGAAUUGUACCUCACAUUGCGGCAGCUCAAAAUAUACCAAACUAACAAUACCAUACCCGAUGAGCUGAAGGAGACAUUGAAUGAAGAAUCUAUAAACAAGGCCCGUCUGUAUGGCAUUGAUAAAUCAAAAUAUAAAAUUGUCAAGGAACUGUAUGAGAUAAUUUUAACAUCAGUGAUUUUGUACAAACGUUGGAUUUAUGUUGGAUGGCACAAAUCAGAGAUGAUAGCAGAAGCUUUAAAUAUAUCACUUGAUCAAGAAAUUCUUAUCACUUGUAUAUUUAUGACAUUUGCUACACUAUUUAAUUUCAUUACGAAUAUGCCUUUUAAAAUUUAUGGAACAUUUGUACUGGAGGAAAAGCAUGGAUUUAAUAAACAAACAGCUCUAUUCUUUAUAAAGGAUCAGUUGAAAUCACUAUUACUGACCCUUGUAAUUUCUCUGCCUAUGAUAUCAAUUUCGUUGUACAUUAUUAUGUUGGGAGGAAACAUGUUUGUUGUUUGGCUGUGGCUGUUCACAACAGUAACAACUCUGUUACUACUUGCAUUAUACCCAACAGUUAUUGCACCACUGUUUGACAAGUUUGUACCUCUACCUGAAAAUGCACUUAGAAAAGGAAUUGAAGAUUUAGCUCUUAAGCUGAAUUUCCCGCUAUCUCAAAUUUAUAUUGUCAAAGGUUCAAAAAGAUCAGCACACAGCAAUGCAUAUUUCAGUGGACUUUUAGGUGCUAAAAGAAUUGUAUUGUUUGAUACACUGUUAUUAAGCCAUGAUGAAACAAAGAAUGUUACCACUGGAUGUACUGAUCAGGAAAUAUUGGGAAUCUUGGCUCAUGAACUUGGACAUUGGAGUUGCAGCCAUAUUUAUAAAUCUAUUGGCCUAACUGAAGUCAACUUACUUUUGAUGUUCACUGCAUUUGAUUUUCUUUUUGAAUACCCUAUGUUGUAUACUGCAAUUGGUUUUCCUCCUGGUCAGAAGCCAAUUGUAAUUGGUUUGUUAGUUGUCUUGCAGUUGAUUCUAGCUCCAUACAACUCAUUAUUGUCAUUUUUUGUAACUGCACUCUCUAGGAAAUUUGAGUUUGAAGCUGACAACUUUGCUAUUAACUUGAAUUAUGGAAAUGAACUUAGGUCCGCUCUAAUUAAGUUAGGUAAGGAUAACUUGGACUAUCCGAUCUAUGAUAAACUGUAUUCAGCAUGGUACCACUCCCAUCCAACUUUGCUCCAUAGAAUAGAAAACAUUAAUACCAAAAUUGCUGAAGAGAAGAAAGACUAAUUCGUAUUUUACAGUUAAUAUUUUGAUUGCAUUUUAAAUAGUACAACUAUAUUGAAUACUUUUUUAUAUCUUGUAUACUUAUUCUGUGCAUUUUAUACUAUUAGAUGUUUUCCAUAUUUUUUUGCUCUCAUUUUAUUGAAUGUAAAGAUACAAUUAAGAAGUAAUUUUGUUUGGGCACUAAUGUCCAGAAGCAAACCAAAAAGCUAAGCUUUGCUUUAAGCAAUAUGGAAAAGUAUGUAUAGUUCCUUUUUGAUUAUAUAGUCUUAUUACCUUCGUAAAUAGAUGUGUAGAGUAAUAUAGAUUAUCUGUGACUUUGAAAAUCUGAUCUCUGACACAUUAGGUCUUUGUACAUCUGCAUGUAACUGGGAAGUAACAACUUAUAGGAACUUAAUAACUAUUUAGUAGUACAUUUUAAUUAGUGUAUGUGUAAUGUUGUGCACAAUUAUAUAUAUAAAAAAAACUUAAAUAUAUGUAGUGUUUUAAAAAUGUAAUA